Didymosphaeria variabile is the source of this 663-nucleotide messenger RNA. RefSeq lists its product as uncharacterized. Lineage: Eukaryota; Fungi; Ascomycota; Dothideomycetes; Pleosporales; Didymosphaeriaceae. Bases 1 to 663 code for a protein of 220 amino acids. The transcript is spliced from 2 exons. The record is from RefSeq and is a predicted model, not a curated record.
AUGGGAACGGACGAUGUGACGUGGCUCGACGACUACUUCCCGCAAUGGGAAAAGAACAUCUACAGCGUGGAUGACCGGAAGGCGAUUCUGAGGAUUCCCAUCAACAAAGGCAGAGAAAGCAUGGUAUACUUGAGCUACAUCAUAGACAAUUACGACCGACUCCCCGAUAACGUUCUCUUCUUGCACCCGAACCGAUACCAGUGGCACAACGAUGACCCAGAUUAUGAUGGAGUGCCUAUGCUGCGCCAUUUCCAGAUGCCGUACCUAGAACAGGAGGGUUACGUCAACAUCCGCUGCGCCUGGUCUCUUGGCUGCCCGAGAGAGAUCAUGCCGCUGGCAGAAGAAGGGGAACAUAGAGAGCAGGUUCAUGCGGGAGGUGACUACAAGAAAGCAUUCCAGGUGCUCUUUCCCGGAGAAGACGUGCCGAAGUACGUAGGCGUAAGCUGCUGUGCGCAGUUUGCAGCUACGAAAGAGAAAAUAAGAGAGAGGAAGAAGAGUGACUACGAGAGGUAUAGGAAGUGGCUACUGGAGACGGAGUUGGAUGAUAAUAUUUCUGGGAGGGUCAUGGAAUACACCUGGCACAGUACGUUUACCCCUCUUGCACUGCUGGCAUGCACAGCUUUGGGCGUCGUACACCGAUCCGCAUGCCUAAGACUUCCCUAA